Messenger RNA from Bicyclus anynana (squinting bush brown), 516 nucleotides. RefSeq lists its product as uncharacterized. Lineage: Eukaryota; Metazoa; Arthropoda; Insecta; Lepidoptera; Nymphalidae. The transcript is spliced from 2 exons. The record is from RefSeq and is a predicted model, not a curated record. The coding region runs from base 103 to 516 and encodes 137 amino acids.
CAACGAUUAGCAAUAGCCAUUUAUAAGCCAAUCAAUUACUAAAAUUAUGAUAAAACAAUACAGGACGAUACGCAAAAGACCCUUAAAUAAUAUAACUCUUAAAUGACCGCCUGCAAGAAGAUGUCGUGCAUUCGUAAACAGAACCUGAACAGCGAGGAUGGCAGCAACCACCAGAAGGCGUCAGCUCCUGUACCCUCGGCGUGCAGACUUACUGCCUCACCCGGACCUUCGGCUAAUGUGGCCCUAACCCAGAACACUCCACAAGCAUCGAAUACUUCAAGAAAUGUGUCACAAGAAAUUAAAUGUCGAGGAGACAAGAACACACCACCUAAAGAUACGUGUCAUGCAAUAAAACGACACCUGUCCGCCGCGUGGAGAGGCGCCAACAAUCUGUGGAAGACCAACGACCCAUACAACUGGCAACUGCUGAAGAGUGUUGCCAUGUUCACUCUGGGCUUCAAACUGUUCAGUGAUUUGCACAAACACAUGAAUAUGAACAAAACUGUUUGUUAUUAA